Molecule: messenger RNA, 3026 nt
Organism: Menidia menidia (Atlantic silverside)
Lineage: Eukaryota; Metazoa; Chordata; Actinopteri; Atheriniformes; Atherinopsidae
Source: the annotation of a GenBank genome assembly
UGCUCAGGAGCGCAACUGUGGCUCCGAGCGUGCCACACCAGACCGGAACCGCUCCGUUUAGUUUAGAGAACACCACACAAAGGGCCCGUACGAGCGCUCGGCUUUGGAUCGAGUUCAAAUGAACCGCUGCGUAACGGAGACGGCUGCGUGCAGGGGCUGGUGCGCGCUGGCACUGGAUGGAAGCAAAAGAUCUCUCCACUGACGGGCUGAGCUCCAGUUUAGACAAGACCAGAAAAAGUCUGAGAGCGUAUUUCCGUUCACUGUCUCUCAGAAUGUAAACGGGUUACAGAUAUCAAGUACAGUUACCAGAAGUGUUCGUUGUUGUUGUUGUUGUGCUCCCCCCCACCCCCCUCCUUCCAGCCGUGCCAAUGCUGGAAUGGCUUGUGGCUCUGUGCAUUCUGAUCCUGGUCGUUUUUAUAUGGCCGGGCUCCAAAUAUUUCGGUACCGGCCACCAGCCGGACGCGUUACUUCAAGGAUUGGGCGUUUCGCGGCGCCCGGCCAAAGACUGGACAGGCGGACGGUGCGUAUCGGACCGGCUGGACAACAGCGGUGCCCAGCCGGUCUCCGGGGGAGCUGCGCCCGGUCAGGAGGCUCGCACCGCGGCACUGGUGUGCAAACCGUCCGCCCUGGCCAACUACCUGCAGAAACACUGCAGGACUUUCGGUAACUACUGGCCAGUCGUCGGCUGGACCUGGCGGGCAAGCGCCUUUCUCCAAAGUGUGUACGAGGCAUGCUGGCCGUACGAGAGCUCGGUCCAGUUUGUGCGGGACAACCUGCAGCUGAGCGACGAUGGGCUGGUGUCGCUGGACUGGGCAGUGCCCUCCUACCAGAAAAGACGGAGGACUUCCAGCCACUCCACCAGCCCGGUCCUUCUCAUCAUUCCCAACUCUUUUGGGAAGAUCACAAGGAAUGUGCUGAAGCUGUGUGAAAUGGCCCUGUCCCAUGGCUACCUCCCAGCUGUCUUCAACCGCCGCGGCCACAACGGCACCCCACUCACGACCAUCAAACUCCAGCAGUUCGGCGACCCCUCAGACCUGCGCGAGGCGGUGCGCUACAUCCGCUACCGCCAGCCUGCAGGAAGACUGUACGCGGUGAGCGAGAGCUCCGGGUCUGGCCUUCUCCUGUCUUACUUGGGGGAAUGUGGAUCGUCAAGCUACGUGACGGCGGCCGUGUGCCUGUCCCCCGUGUUCCGCUGCCAGAGCUGGUUUGAGAAUGGGCCGUGCUGGCCCCUGCAGUGGGUGCUAGCUCUGUACCAGAAGAUGUGUCUCAGCAGGUACAGGACUGCACUGGGUGAGAUCAUGCAAACGGAUGCUCUUUUCUCAAGCUGUUCUCUGCGUGCUGUGGAGGAAGCGCUUUUCUCUCAUAGUGGACGCGUGGGUUGUACACAGACAGUGCCAACCGGGACUGGGAACGGUUGUAGCAAUACCUCUGCUGCCUGGGAUGCUUACUGGGAACGCAACGAACCCUUACGGGACGUGGAUGAAGUGGCUAUUCCUGUUCUGAGUGUGUGCGCAAAGGAUGAUCCCAUCCGCGGAGACGCCCAAACCACGCUACCUUUGGAACUCUUCGAGACAAAUCCGCACUUUUUCCUCCUCCUGACCGAGCGUGGAGGUCACUGUGGCUUCUCCGCCCAGUCGGAGCGGAGGGCCGCCGGUGCACCGGCCGCUUUCGGCUCUGCGGCCGCCCCGCAUGCUGCCACGGGGAGCAGCGAUACCAACUGGAGCCACUUAGUCGUCCUGGAAUUCUUCAGAGCGACCACAGACUUUUUCAAUGCGGAGGAGAGAGCAAAGCAGCUUGCUGCAAAGAGGAGGGGGCUGGGGGCGGCCGGAGGAGGGAGAGCUUUCCGUCACCGCAGCGUCAGCACGUGUAAACGAGUACCGGCGUGUUCCCACAAUAUCCAUGAGAUUUACAAUUGGCAGAGGUCCUACACACGAUGAAUGGAACUUAAUGGAAGUUAGAGGUUUCUUGGGAAGUGACACCUGCAUGUCUGAAGGUUAAUAAAGACUGAUGAGUGCACUUCUUCCUCAUCAAGCACUUGAGAAGCUUUUGAACCAUGCUCUCUUUGUGUCAGUUAUUUCCAUUUUGUAGGUUUCUGCAUAUUUGCUUUCAAUAUGUGCAUAUACACCUGUAUAUGAGUUGAAAAACAAGAAUCCACUCCUUAUACUACAACUAAAAACCUCCACUGGGCACUCUUUAAAACAUGCACUGAUGUUUUAAGAUAUAAUAAGAAUUUGGGAAUCAAAACAUUCUCCCUGUAUGACAGUCAGCUAUAAACAGUUUUGGUGAACAUGGGUAAAAAAAAAAAGGGUUGGUGACGUUUGAGUGUUCAGACUUGUUUUAAAGACUACUGGCACUCAGUCUGUUAUGUUUAACGGCUGUGAGGUCUUUGAACUUCAUUAUGGGUGGGUCUAUAUCAUACCAGCUGAUGCACAUCCCUCAAAUGCCAAACAUAACUGUAAUUAUCUGCCUCACAUGUCUCAUGGUUUCUUACAUUUAUAACCACGUAUGCAAUGUUCACUACCAGAUCAGCACUGUUGUUUGCCUUAUUUGAAUUCUUCUUCUGUCUUUGGUGAAAUCUGUCCAGCAAGUUGUGUCGCUGGGAUAGAAAGAAACCCUGUAAAUUUCCUUUUAUUUUCAGAAUAUUAAUUUGGAUUUGAUUAUCCACUGUUAUUGUACAUAAGAAAAAGUUUAUUCACUGCAUUGUUAAAUGGCCUGAAAAAAUGUCCUGUGAUGCCCACAAUAGAGGAACAUAUGUGUUUUUGCUACCUAGAAGCUUUCACAGAAAGUCUCUGCUAUGUCCAGAGGCAUUAUGUCUUUCUCUGUCUUAUUAUUUAAAUCCUCCAGUUGUCCAAAGGCGGUAGGUGGUGAGGCCCAGAGCUUCACUGGUUUCAUUCUGAGAUGGGGACAUUAAGAUUUUUUUGAUGGAACAUUUUUCCAUGAACUUUUUGUAUUUGUGUUCAUUCUUGUGCUUGAAAAAUAAAUUAUAAGAAAAAUCUAAAACAAAGGAGUAGUUUUUUUCAGUUCAC